Molecule: messenger RNA, 2129 nt
Organism: Dromaius novaehollandiae (emu)
Lineage: Eukaryota; Metazoa; Chordata; Aves; Casuariiformes; Dromaiidae
Gene: NUP43
Product: nucleoporin 43
Exons: 8
Coding region: 1-1281 (426 amino acids)
Cellular component (GO): nuclear pore outer ring
Molecular function (GO): protein binding
Source: RefSeq, a predicted model, not a curated record
AUGGCGAGCCCUGCCCCGCCUGGGCACGCUCAUUGCCCCGCAAGCCUGUCCCUCCUCGCUCGCCGUCGCCGCGCGGCCGCAGCCAAUCAGCAGCGGCGGCGCCAGGCAGGCGGCAGGAGCCGGCGCGAGGUGGUGGUGGUGGCGGCGGCGCGGGCCAUGGAGGACGUGUGCGCCAAGUUCGUGUCGCAGAAGGUCAGCAAGGCCCGCUGGCGGCCCCUGCCCGCUGCCGCGCUGCAGCCGCCCGACAUCUUCGCCACCGGCUCCUGGGACAACGAGGAUAACAGGAUUUCCAUUUGGUCUGUUGGAGAUCUUGGCAGUGUGGGCCUCAAUGGAGAAUAUCAAGGAGAACCUCAGCUGUUAUGUGACAUCAGGCACAGUGGUGAUGUUAUGGACAUGCAGUUUUUGGAUCAAGAGAGAGUUGUAGUUGCUUCAUCAACAGGAAAUGUGACUAUAUUCCGUCAUCACCAAAAUAAUCAGACUUUAUCUACCAACCAGCGGUGGGAGAAGGCUCAUUAUCAUGUGGAUCGCAGUGCAUCGUGUGGUGGUGCAGCAUGUACUGGAGUAAUCUGCAACAAUCCAGAAGUUGUCACUGUUGGAGAAGAUGGUAGAAUAAAUCUCCUCAGAGCUGACCAGAAGGAUGCAGUGAGAACUAUAGACAAUGCAGACAGCAGCACACUCCAUGCAGUGACUUUCCUUCGCACAACUGAGAUCUUAACAGUAAACUCAAUUGGACAGUUGAAAAUAUGGGACCUCAGACAGCAAAGAAAUGAGCCAUCUCAAAUAUUUUCUUUGACAGGUGACAGAGUUCCACUGCACUGUGUAGACAGGCAUCCCAAUCAGCAACACAUUGUGGCCACAGGGGGCCAGGAUGGGAUGCUAAGUAUAUGGGACAUCAGGCAGGGUACUAUGCCAGUGUCCCUGCUAAAUGCUCAUGAAGCAGAAAUGUGGGAAGUUCACUUUCAUCCCUCCAACCCAGAUCACUUAUUUACAUGUUCUGAAGAUGGGUCUCUUUGGCACUGGGAUACUUCCACAAGUGUAGCUGAAAAACCAUCUUUUCUUCAUCAAGGAGGAAGAAGUACUACAUAUUUUUCCCACAAUACCAUUAACCAGUCUCUAGUAAGUGCCUGGCUAAGCAAUGAUCCUACCAAAGACCGCAUGGAGAUUACCAACUUAAUUCCAAAUCAGACUUUGUCUGUGAACAGCCUAGAUAUUUUAGGACCAUGUCUAGUAUAUGGUACUGAUGCAGAGGCUAUUUAUGUUAACAGACACCUUUUUGCAUGAAACUACUCAAGUGUCCCUUUGAAUCACCUUGAACUACUGGGAAAUGCAUCAGGUUCAUCAGGGUUUCAAACUAAACUGUUAUCAGCAUGUGGGCGAGAGGCCUACAGCUUGGUUCUGCUGUUGCAAAAGGAAUGCAGGUUACCUCAGACUCUUAAAGUUGUCCCUUAUUUUUGAUGCUCUGCUGUGGGUAAUUAAACCAGCUUUUGUGUAAGCUUGGUCUUAUUUCUUCCCCAUUGCCUGUUUGGUUUUGGCAAGCAGGAAGCUAGUCACAAGGGCAAGAUGCCUGUUCUUAGCUGAUGUCCGUAAUACACAAGGUGAAGAAAAAGUAAACCCGUGAUGUAUAUGUAGAGAUACUUCCAUGUAUUAAGGCCAAAUCAUAAGGUUCUGUGACAUUCAUUUUAUGUCACCUGGGAGAGAUGGCUUUUUAUUUGAGAUUUUAUAAAUAUAUAUUUUUUGUAAGCAAAGCUUUUUAUGCUGAUGCAUGAGAAUUGGAAAGGAAAACCAAAAGCUGUGAAAUGUGAAAGGUCCUAUAAAAAUCUUAACACUUUAGUAACAUUAUGUUGGAUUACUACAACUUCAUCAUGGAUACAGCAUGUUAAAACUUGAUCUUGAUGAUGUGCCUAUAACUCUCAUUGGAAAAGUGGUUUUAUAGCUCUGUCAUAAGGGAUGGACAUGUUGGCUGUGUUUUAAAAUGUGGAGACUUUUGCAAUGUCGGACUUGGUCUUUGUCACAAUCAGUUUUGCAUCUAGUCUGUUCUGCAAUGUUUGAAAAGUUAAUUUUAUGGUUACUGCUAUACCUACCUUUUGUUGCAGAGAACUUUUUUUAAUAAAAUAUUUUGCAUAAGAAUA